Gaeumannomyces tritici R3-111a-1 is the source of this 450-nucleotide messenger RNA. RefSeq lists its product as hypothetical. NCBI's taxonomy places the organism in Eukaryota, Fungi, Ascomycota, Sordariomycetes, Magnaporthales, Magnaporthaceae. The transcript has 2 exons. The coding region runs from base 1 to 450 and encodes 149 amino acids. The record is from RefSeq and is a predicted model, not a curated record.
AUGCGCGCCAAAGAUAUUAUCACACUACUCCUGGCCUUGACCUCCACGGUCGGGGCCCUGGAGCAGGCGAGCCUAACUGUCACCUCGACCAAGGCAGCUUCCCUCACGGUGACGCCUGACAACACCACCUCCCGCCUUCCGAACACCCUAUCCACCGGUACCAAAGCGCCCGUCAAGCCAACCGGCGUGCCGGGGAAGGUGGAGUACAAACCCCCCACCACCGCGGCGGAGUGUCGCAACGGUGUAUGCCUGAAUUGUUGCUGGAUCUGGAGCUGGGUUACAUUUGGCUUCAGCUGCCGCUACUCGAGGAGGCACCAUACUCUUUCCGUUGCCGCUGCCGGUAGGGCACAGGGGCUCCACGGCCGAAGACUGGCCGAACAGAGGGCAGACGGGGAGGUUGGGGGGAAACGCGGGGGUGGUGGAAAAGGUGGUCGUCGGGGAUAUGCGUAG